ACAGCGAGCCUGACAGGUCAACGUGCGGGCAACAGUUCAAGAGUCCAGUCGCGACACUACGAGGGACACGAUGGCGCAGCGCACAGUGUUUAACGCACGAGUAAUUGGAGCUGUCCAGAGAGACUCUCCCAAGCUCAAGAUGUUUAUGCUCUCAGUGAUGUGGUCAGACAAGAGUGAGGUGAUUGUCUACAGGUCCUUUCAGGACUUUAGAGCGUUUCAUAGACAACUAAAAAAUAGAUUCCCUCACUUCAAUCCUUUGCGUAGAAAGGACAGGCUCAUCCCCAAAUUCAGUGGUGAGGCUAGGAAGACCAACAUGCAGCAGAAGGGAUCCAAGCGCUCCAUCAAGCGCAUGAGGUUUCUUGAAAAUUACUGCACCCAGCUUCUCAAGUGUGACGAGAGCGUGACCCAGAGUUCGGAAGUUUCUCAGUUCUUUACACCAAAAGACCAUGACCUGCAGCCAGAUUUCACCAAAAACAGCGUUUUUGUCACGCUGUCUGAUGACUUGCCCGAUGGGAAGGCUGGAGGAGCGAAUGGCCGCCAGCCUAUUGCCAAUGUCAGUCACCCAUUUGUUACUCAAACGUACUGCUGUGUGGCCCCAUACGAGACCAAGGACACCAAGAACCGACCCUUCAAAACGGCUGUGAAUGAGAAGCUGGACGUUCUCAUCAAAGACCCUGCCGGCUGGUGGCUGGUGGAGAAUGAGGAGAAACGCGUGGCCUGGUUUCCUGCUCCGUAUCUGGAGUUACUGGAUGAAGAAGAGGGAGAGGAUGCUAUGUGUUCAUCUGGAGGUUGUCUGUACAUCACUGUGAGGAGCUACUCCUCCCAAAAACCGGAUGAGGUGUCUGUGAACAUCGGCACUGUGGUGGAGGCGAUACGGAAGUCUGACGAUGGCUGGUGGCUUAUCAGAUCUAAUGGUAAAGCUGGCUACAUCCCAUCUAUGUACCUACAGCCAUACAACAACCCUCAUGCUGGUCUCUUCAGCCUCCAGACCAAGCUGCACAACUCCACUCUGAACCUGGCCUCCAUGGGGCCCCAGACGCCCCUGUUUUCCAGCAUCAGUGAGGAAGAUGAAGACUAUGAAGUCAGGGGUCGGCUUCAGAAGGCCCGCUCCUUGGACAUGCUGUCUGAAAGCUGGACCCAGAGGCCUCAGGAACCCUCUGACCUACGCACACGCAGCAGUAGUGACACCAGCCAGGAGUUAAGUCUGUCCUCCUUCUCUGGGAGUGAGUCCAGCUCCAGCGAGGAGGGGCUGAACAGAGAGCUCGCCCCUAAGCCCGGUUCCCGCCGGGAGUCCAACUUCAGCAACUUCAGCUCCCUGUGCUCCACAACCAGCUCUGACAGCAGCUUGUCCCAGCCCCCCCCAGUCCCAAUGCGCCCUAAGACAGAGGAGAUCCUGAACCGCUGCAGUACCAUGACCCGUAAGGCUGCCCUGGCCUCCCAGGCCCGACUGCAGGAGCAGCCCUCUGCAGUGCACGCCCGAUAAAACAUGUGUGUCCCUGUGUUUACUUAUCGCUCUUCUUAGCCAACAGGUAUCACUGCAGAUUUUUGCACAAAAAAGAAUUUAAAACACUCAUGUUAUUUUCUUAUGUUAAACCCUUUGAGGAAUGUAGCUUCAGUGAAGCAGAAUGAAUACAGUAUUUGUCAUGACAGCUCCUUAUAUGUUUUUCUAUCUAAUCAGAUUAUAAUGGCUAUUUUCACAAAAUUAUGUUUACCUGUAAUUACAUGAAUGAUUUUAAAUGUAAAUGAAUUAAUAUUUAAUGCUGUUGAGUCAAACUCUAAACUAUUUUGAAUUUAUACAGGAGCAGUGAAACUCCUCUGUAGCAACCUGACGUGUGUAUCUAUGUAAUCCUUUAAAACUGUUAUAAAACUUAUUUGACUGCCCCCAAUAAAACAAAUCUGACAUUAUUU
Messenger RNA from Periophthalmus magnuspinnatus, 1908 nucleotides. It is a transcript of the gene noxo1b, whose product is annotated as NADPH oxidase organizer 1b. Gene Ontology annotation, molecular function: protein binding; superoxide-generating NADPH oxidase activator activity; phosphatidylinositol binding. The transcript is spliced from 8 exons. Gene Ontology annotation, biological process: superoxide anion generation. Bases 71 to 1483 code for a protein of 470 amino acids. The record is from RefSeq and is a predicted model, not a curated record. Lineage: Eukaryota; Metazoa; Chordata; Actinopteri; Gobiiformes; Gobiidae.